GAUAACAAAAUAUAUUCUACUUAGCACUCAAAACUGUAAAAUAAAUAUUAAUUUGAAAUAUUUUGUUCCGAAAAUUAAAACAAUCUUCUCCACUAGAAGCACAGCUGAAAUGUUGCAGCAAUCGUUCAGGAAUCUCAACACAGAUAUCAAGAGUGUAUUCCUGCAGGAGGAAGCCAUCUUGAAGAAGUAAUUGUGAAAAAUGUGAUAGAUGUUAUUAAUAAUUCUCAAAUGGCAAAUCUUGAACUUUACAUUAGUCUGAAUAAAAUAAUUUUUGUCCUUCCCACUCAAGUUUCAAGGCGUUUUCAAAUGUUUCCGUUAUUUGUUUAAAUGUCGCAUAAUAUUCCAUUAGAAUUGUUUAUUCAGACUAAUAAUUGUUUAUCAUAUUAUUCUUCUAUUUCAGAAUUUUUGGAAUGGAAAUCAAAGAUGGAACUGGAAACACAUUCUAGCUACUUCAGAAGGGCAGGAGUGAUUAGUACUUCGGGAACUAAGCACCUCUAUUAUCAUUGCUCACGAACUGGAAGAUAUAAACCUGUAGAAGUGAGACAACGAAAGCUGAAAUCACAAGGCACUGCAAAACUAGAAACUAAGUGUCCAUCAAGGCUAGUAGUGAGAGAAGGUGAUCAAAUUUAUGUGAAAUUUUUCGACAAACAUGAAGGUCACGGAACCGAUUUGAAGCAUAUUCGUCUACCACUUUCUAUCAGAGAAUACGUAGUAGGCAAGCUGAAAGAAGGAGUUGCAAUGAAGCAGAUUCUAGAAGACAUCAGGGAAGAAGCUAUUGCUAAGGAAGACAUGGGUCUGGCUUCCAUGAUAACCAAAAAACUCGUCCGCAACAUAAAAAAUAGUUGCGAAUUCACCAAGGACAUAAUGGAUCAUUCUCUCAAAAGAGAGAAGUCUGUGGAAAGAAAAAGAAAAAAGGUCAAAGAUUCAAUAUCCUGUGAGAGGGGUGAGCCAUCAGAAUCAAUUAUGAAUACUGAGGAAAAUGCAGGGAUUUUUAUAGAAGACUAUUUGGACAUGAACAACAUUCCAAGUAUUGAAGAGCACUUCAACCAUCAAAUCGUUGAUGGCGUUUUUGUAAUUGAACAAACAACAUCAGAAAAUGGUGCGGAAACAACACAGUAUCUACAUGUGAACAAUCUUUUAACAGCUGUUGAUUACCAAGAAGAAAAUUCUUCAGAAUCGGCAGAAAAUCUUGAGGAAACAACAGAGGAAACGGCUCUUGAGGACAAUAAUCUUGUAGCAGUUGAGUAUGAAGAAGUUGCCGAGCCGGUCACCAGUCGUAGACAACUCGUCAAUGAGUGCACCGCCAUUUUGACCACGCUACGAUCGCUAGUGUGGGACCUGAGUGAUAGUGAGUUGAGUAUUUAUAAGGCCAACUUGAAGACUCUCCUAGAAAUCUCUCUCGGUCAAGUCCCUGCUGAAGAAAGUUUGCCUCAGUGACAUUCAUUUCAAAUUGGAUGGAUGGUGGAAAUUGAUGUUAUUAUUUAGUCAUGUAUAAUUGUUACACUUAUGUGAAAAGAAUGUUUAUAUUUGUCACUUGUUACUGUGAGGAAUGCUCAAGUGAAUCUCAUUGCACUUCAAGCCAAGACUGACUAUUAUCAAUACCUACUAUUACUUCUGGCCCCACAACUAAUCAAUGACGUCAUAACAUGUAGAUUGAUUCUUCCUAGAAUUAAAGUAGAAUUUCUACUAGCGUAUCAAUGUAUGGUAUGCUCUUCAACGUUUGUUACUGUAUCGAUUUUUUAUUAAUACUAUCUAAACUCCAGAUAAAAGACAUAUGUAUUUUAUUAAAUAGCAAUUUUAUCAAAUGCAAUAA
Messenger RNA from Nilaparvata lugens (brown planthopper), 1813 nucleotides. RefSeq lists its product as uncharacterized. The record is from RefSeq and is a predicted model, not a curated record. Bases 328 to 1437 code for a protein of 369 amino acids. Lineage: Eukaryota; Metazoa; Arthropoda; Insecta; Hemiptera; Delphacidae. The transcript has 5 exons.